AUGAUGCGCGAGCGCGCGCGCGGGCUCUGGGCGCUGCUGCUCGUUGCGCUGGCGGCGGCGGCGGCGGCGCCCGGGGCGGUGCUGGCGCAGGGGAACCUGACGUCGCGGUCGGAUCUCGUUGGGCUGUACGCGCUGCGGGGCUCGCUCGGCCUCAGGGCGCGGGACUGGCCACGGCAUGCGGACCCGUGCACGGCGUGGGCGGGCGUCGGCUGCCGCGCCGGCCGCGUCGUCUCGCUCAACCUCGUCGGGCUGCGGCGCACGCGGCUGGGCCGCCUGUCGCCGCGCUUCGACGUCGACGGGCUGCGCAACCUCACGCGGCUCGAGGCCUUCAACGCCGCGGGCUUCGGGCUCCCCGGCUCCAUCCCGGCGUGGCUAGGCGCCGGGCUCGCGCCCACUUUCCAGUCCCUCGACAUCUCCGUCUGCGCCGUCUCCGGAGAGAUCCCGGCCUCCGCGCUCGUCGGCCUCGGCAACCUCACCACCCUCAACUUCGCAGGCAACCAACUGUCUGGGCAACUGCCGGCCACCGCGCUCUCGAGGCUCACGCGGCUCAGGACCCUCAACCUCUCGGGCAAUGCGUUUUCGGGCGCCCUGCCCGACGCGGUCUGGUCGCUCCCGGGGCUCAGCGUUCUGGACGUGUCUCGUAACAACCUCACCGGCGCAUUGCCCACGGCAGGGCUUGCGCUGCCAGCCAAUGUGCAGGUGGUGGAUCUGUCAAGGAAUUUCUUCUAUGACGUCGUGCCAGAGACCUUUCGCCGGCUGUUCGCCCAGGUGCUGCUGGCCAAUAUUUCUGGGAACUACUUCGACGGCAAGCUAGGAGUGUCCGAUGGCGGCGGCGGCAAUGUUUCGUUUCAGUUGAAUUGCUUUCUUGACGUUCUGGGACAGCGUACCCAGGCUGAUUGCCAGCAGUUUUAUGCCAGGCGUGGUUUGGCAUAUGAUGGUCCAGUUAUCCCACCCGCACCACAGCCUGCAUCAUCAUCGGCAAGGAAGAAGCACAAUAAUCUGAAGUACAUACUGAUCGGGGCCAUUGGUGGAGGCCUCCUGCUGAUAGCCGUGGUUGCAGCCAUUGUGUUCUGCUUUGUGUGUUCUGGGAGGACAGGGAGGAGGAAUGAUCAGAGGGAAAGUGGGGCAUCACCAAGUGCACCAUCGGGAGUGUCAGCUACCGGCACAGCUGCUGCUACUGGUGGCACACAGCCUUCUGCAUUGUCCGCAAACACGGCAAAAGUCGGCGAUUCAUUUGCUUACGACCAACUUGCCAAUGCCACCUCGGGAUUUGGGGAAGAGAGGCUCAUCAAGCACGGUCACUCAGGUGAUCUAUACCAUGGUGUUCUCCAAGACGGUACUGCCGUGGUGGUGAAGAGGAUCACUUCGCGCGUGGCUCGGAAGGAUGCAUAUCUGGCAGAAUUAGAUUUGUUUACGAAAGGAUUGCAUGAAAGGCUGGUUCCUUUCCUGGGGCACUGCCUUGAUAAAGAAGAAGAAAAGGUUCUUGUGUAUAGGUUUGUCCGAAAUGGUGAUCUGUCCAGUGCACUGUACAGAAAGUCAAGGGAGGAAGAUGAGGGCAUGCAAUCUUUGGACUGGAUAAAGAGGCUGAAGAUUGCAACGGGUGUAGCUGAGGCUCUUUGCUAUCUGCAUCAUGAGUGUUCUCCACCAAUGGUUCACAGGGAUGUGCAAGCCAGCAGUGUCCUUCUUGAUGAUAAAUUUGAUGUGCGCCUUGGUAGCUUGAGUGAGGUGUGUCCUCAAGAAGGGGAAGGUCACCAAAAUGUAAUCACAAAGCUGUUAAGAUUUUCUUCGACGGCAGAUCAAGGUUCUUCUGGUUCCCCAUCUGCAACUUGCCCAUAUGAUGUCUAUUGCUUUGGAAAAGUUUUACUGGAGCUGGUGACAGGGAGACUUGGUAUCAGUGCAUCAAAUGAUGCUGCCACAAGCGAUUGGCUUGAUGCCACCCUGCGGUACGUCAAUAUUUACGAGAAGGAGCUUAUGGGCAAGAUCAUUGAUCCAACGCUUAUCAUUGAUGAGGACCAUCUGGAGGAAGUCUGGGCAAUGGCGAUUGUUGCCAAGUCCUGCUUGAAUCCUCGGUCUUCUAAACGCCCACCGAUGAAGUACAUCCUAAAAGCACUAGAGAACCCUUUGAAGGUGGUGAGAGAAGAUAAUGGCAAUAGCUCGGCCAGGUUGAGAGCAACAUCGUCACGGGGUUCAUGGAACGCUGCACUCUUUGGGAGUUGGCGGCAUAGCUCGUCUGAUAUAGGUCCUUCUAGGGACGACAACAUUCUGAAACGUUCAGAGACAAUCAAAUCGUCUGGCGGGAGCAAUGGGGAUCAUUCUUCCUCCCGCAGGAGGCAAUCCAAGGAGAUCUUCCCCGAGCCGUCCGGCUCUCGUGACACCGAGGAUUAA
Molecule: messenger RNA, 2385 nt
Organism: Miscanthus lutarioriparius
Lineage: Eukaryota; Viridiplantae; Streptophyta; Magnoliopsida; Poales; Poaceae
Source: the annotation of a GenBank genome assembly